Messenger RNA from Hyla sarda, 3177 nucleotides. RefSeq names its product palmitoleoyl-protein carboxylesterase notum2-like. Gene Ontology annotation, molecular function: hydrolase activity. The record is from RefSeq and is a predicted model, not a curated record. The coding region runs from base 341 to 1807 and encodes 488 amino acids. The transcript is spliced from 13 exons. NCBI's taxonomy places the organism in Eukaryota, Metazoa, Chordata, Amphibia, Anura, Hylidae.
AUACAAUGGUCGUCCUGGAACCGAUUAAUAUUGUAACUUGAGGGACCCCUGUAAUGUAUUGUAUAAAAACAUUGUAUGACAAUAAAAGGUCAAAGAAUUCGGACGACCUUUUAGGGAUGUGAGGGGACUAGGCUUGUAAUCCCCUUUACAGAUCAAUGAGUCAUCCAGCUGCCAUCCAAAUACAGUAUAUGUGCACCACAUACAAGGAUGAAGGGUUUUCUUCCUGAGAACGACUCGUGUCUGGUGGUUGGAUCCUCGACGCUCCCAGGCGGUGGCAUCUAGAGACGCUGAGGUGUGAACUUUGAAGUAGCUGGACGGUGUAAGGACAUAGGUGGAAAUAAUGCUUCUUAUAGAGUUUUCCUUGGCUUUGCUUACUGUGAAUCAAGUGAUGUCUCAAACCAGACGUGGAAAUAAAGCCAGCUCAAGAGCUUCACUUCAAAGUAAAGAAAUGGUCCAGUUGGGUACUGUGGGGAAGUCUAUUUCUGCUCCUGGAAUGCCUUUAGUCAAUGUCUCUUUACUGGAACAGACAUUUAUUCCCUCAAGAAGCUCAACAUUAGCUCCUCUGACCGAGCAGAAAGUAUCUGAAGAUAUGAGACUUUAUCUACUGAAGAAUACCCUAGUGACCUGCAAUGAUGGAACCACAGCCGGUUACUACAUACGAGAAUCUAAAGCCAGCAAAAGAUGGAUAAUAUUCCUUGAAGGUGGAUGGUGUUGUUACAGCAAAGAGACUUGUGAUGUUAGAUAUAAGAACACCAGGCGUCUCAUGAGCUCGACGGAUUGGCCAAAGAGCAGAAGAGGUACUGGAAUUUUGUCACCCCGACAAGAUGAGAAUCCUCAUUGGUGGAAUCUAAAUGCAGUCUUUGUGCCAUAUUGCUCAAGUGACGUCUGGAGUGGAAACAUAUCCCAAUCCCGGAAUGACUAUGCUUUCAUGGGCUCAGCAAUUAUACAGGAGGUGAUUCGUGAGUUGGUACCAAAAGGCAUUAAACAAGCAAAAAGUGUCAUUCUAGCUGGUUCCAGCGCUGGAGGUACUGGAGUCUUGAUCAACAUUGACAGGGUGGCUUCUUUAGUAGAGGAGAUGACUGCUGAUACUGUGCAAGUCCGAGGGCUGGUCGACUCUGGAUGGUUCCUUGAGUCCAAACAUGGAAAAUCUGAUUGUAUGGAUGGUGCCUCUUGUGCACUAACUGAUGCCAUUAAAAAAGGCUUGAAACUUUGGAAUGGAGCACUCCCAGAGAAAUGUAGACAGCAAUAUAAGAAGGAGGAUGAGUGGCAGUGCUUCUAUGGCCCCAAGUCAUACACAUCAAUGAAAACUCCUAUCUUUGUAGUUCAAUGGUUAUAUGACGUGGAGCAGCUAAGAAUAGAAAAUAUCCAGCCGGACUUCCAAUUCAUGACAGCAAAUCAGUGGAACAACAUACAAAGCAUUGGAAGAGAGCUUAAGAAAUCCCUGCGUGAAGUCCCGGCUGUAUUUGCUCCGGCUUGUUUCUCCCAUACUCUGAUCACAGCAAGCAAUUGGUUGGGGUUUCAGGUGAAAGGAGUCACCUUAUCUCGAGCUCUUCAGUGCUGGAUUAAAAGCCUCCAGGAUCGGAAAGGUCCCAAGACUGUCAUGCGUGGAUGUUCCUUCCAUUUGAUAGAUAACUGUCAAUGGCCACACUGUAACCCCACAUGUCCAGCCCUCCACGAUCCAGUGACUGGUCAGGAAGUCACCUUAUUACAGAUGUUCCUCAGACUCAGCAUUGAGAAUCAGAGAAGAGGACAAGAACCUAAAGGAGACAUGAACCAGCUGAUGGCAUUGUUGAGGAACGGUGGUUAGUUGGGACAACACAAACUUUUAUUCUAUUUAUAUUCAACUUUUGGAUCAAAAAUUCCCAUUCAGAUUAUUUCCCCAUUUUAGACACUAUGGACAGUACAUCUCAGUGAUUUUUCAACUGGUUGUUUUGUUAUAUUUGUUUAGACAUGGAGCUCCAAUGGUUUGGGACACAAUAAUAGCCAUAUUCAUCAUGGGAAUUUUAACAUUUGUACAUUGUUUUAUUCUACAUCUGUUGUAAUUUUAUUAACUGGUAAACAAAACAUGGAUGUCCAUAUAAUAAGGUUCAUUGAUCCCUAAGAGGAAAAAAAAUACAUGAUCACAUGAACCUCUUUACAUUGGACUAGUAAAAGAAAGUAGGGCCUCAGUAUGUCAGUCAUUGUGGCAUGUGUCUUUUCUCAAAGAAUUUGUUGAUAUCAAGUGCUCUAAAAAAAACUGCCUGCUAUGGAGGAAGCAUUGGAGGCUAAAGCUAUUGACAUUUUAUGGUAUAAGUCAGCAAAAAACAGAAAGAGAAAAAAAAAAUUCAGGAGGUAUCCCCCAGUUUGCAUAAUUUUACCUUGGUUACGGAGAUCUAGAGAUAUUCAUGGUUCUCCUGGCCUACCUUCUUUUAAGCAUACUCUAUUCUGAGGUUUCCAACUGUUGUUAAAAUAACUCCUCCUAGAAGUUGUAGCCUUGUAACAACAACUGGAGACACCAAUGCUGUACCGGAUCCGAUGUCUUUAUUGUCAUAGGUAUUUAUGCACCUGAGAGAGCACACAAAAAGAACCCUGGUCUCUGCAUUGGGUGACCCCAGGUAUAUGAAAUGGCUUGGAGUUUAGUUUUGAAAUUUAAAAUGGUAAUACGACCCAAUCCUGAGCCUGAACUCUGAUCACCACAGAUUUUAUUAAACGUUGCUCAUGUUGUCAUUAGUGGAACUUGUCAUUUGCAAUGUAUUUACAGGCUUUCCCAAUGUUGAUCUGCAAGUUUGAGACUGACAUUACUUGUUAAGGUAGGCAUGUAGUGCCUAUACAUACAUCAACAUUGGGCUAGCCUCCCGCAAUGGUUCCCUUUGCCAAUGCCACAGUUAGAAAAUGAGAAUAAUAUAAUCCAUUGUGUGAUAGGCUGAGCAAUCUGCUGACAAACGCUUAUUCAUCAGUUGGCCGCACGAGUCUCUGUGUAAUAGGGGUGGUGCAGCCAACAAUGAUGGUAGUAAAGGGCCAUACAAAUGAUCGUGUCCUUUUGUGUGACCCUGCCUGAACAAUAGUUGGACCAUGUAAAAAGGUCCUUUUAAAUGAACGCUGAUCUACUUGUAUGUUGCUCCAUUGGGCAGCAGUCUGCACGUGUAAUACCACUGUAAGGGCACGUUCACACGGAUUUCCCGCUGCGUAUUUGAAAGG